AUAAUAUGUCUGUAUGUAUAUUAUAGUGAAGUACUACAAGACCAAGCAGAAGGCUACGUUAGAGGGAUACAGUGGAUUUUACUCUACUACUAUGAAGGUGUACCAUCAUGGAGUUGGUAUUAUCAACACCAUUAUGCACCAUACAUGAGUGAUGUGAAGGAUUUCAAAAAUAUGAACUUAAGGUUUGACCUUGGCACUCCAUUUAAACCGUUUGAACAACUGAUGGCAGUUUUACCUGCUGCCAGUAAAGAUUUAUUACCUCUUCCAUAUCAAAAACUGAUGAUCAAUGACACAUCACCUGUGAUAGAUUUUUACCCGCUACAGUUCGAUACAGAUCUGAACGGGAAACAACAAGACUGGGAAGCUGUCGUUCUCAUUCCUUUUAUAGAUGAGAAUCGACUACUCACAGCAAUUCGAUCUGUAGAGCAUCUUCUUACGGAUGAGGAGAAGGCACGUAAUGGUCAUGGUCCGCACCUGUGUUACGAAUAUACACCGGAAGCUGGCGAGCCAUAUCCCUCUCCUUUACCAGAUUUCCCGGACAUUGCUAUCAGUCAUUCCAA
Ruditapes philippinarum (Manila clam) is the source of this 560-nucleotide messenger RNA. RefSeq names its product 5'-3' exoribonuclease 1-like. Gene Ontology annotation, biological process: nuclear-transcribed mRNA catabolic process; rRNA catabolic process. Gene Ontology annotation, molecular function: RNA binding; 5'-3' RNA exonuclease activity. The record is from RefSeq and is a predicted model, not a curated record. The transcript has 4 exons. NCBI's taxonomy places the organism in Eukaryota, Metazoa, Mollusca, Bivalvia, Venerida, Veneridae. The annotation marks the transcript as partial. Gene Ontology annotation, cellular component: nucleus.